GAAUCAUCGGGAGAACAGAGCCGAACAGCGAUCAAAGCGAAUGGAGGAUCCUAUGGUCGUCAAUGGCGAAGUGGAAGACCAGACGGCGGAAGAUUUCUACGACGCUGAUGAAACCAAACUAACCCUACUGGAUUCCAAAAUCAAAUGGCUUGAAAGUCAGAAGUUGGACCUAAGCAACGAUAACAAUGAGUUGAAGGACAGGAUCGAGAAAGUAACUUUGGAAUUUGAUCGACUACGGGACCAGGAAGCAGAGAUGCGGAAAGAAAUGGAUCAGUGGGACGAAGAUAAGAGGGUUCUGGAAUCAGUCACCGCGAGAUCGGCUUCUCUUGAAACCGAGGUUGCCAGGCUUCAACAUGAUCUGAUAACUUCGAUGAGUGAAGUCGACGAAGCGAACAAGGAGUUGAGUCGGUUAAAGGGAGAUUUGGAAGAGAAAGGGGCGUUGAUCGAGAGGUUGGACAGGGAACUCACCGAAUUGAAAAAAGAGAAAGUUGAGGGCGAGCAGAGAGAGAGGGAGUUGGAGAGGAAAUUAGGGGUUUUAGAAGUUGGUGAAACGGAGGAGAGGGGCAAGAGAGUUAGGACCGAAGAGGAAAUGAGGGACAAGGUAAAUGAAUUGCAGAAUAAAGUUAUGGAGCUCGAAGCAGAGUUGGGGAGAACAAGGGUUGAACUGGAGACGACCAAGGAAGAAAAACGAGAAUCCGAGGAGAAGGCCACGGGGUUGCAGAUGAAGUUGCUGGAGGUGCAGGAGGAGGUGGAGAAGAAGACAUCUGAGGGCAUCAAUGGCAAGUCUAGGGAGAUUGAGGGGACUUCUGGGAGCAAAGGGAAAGGUCCCACCGUGACGCCGUUUGUGGCGGCAGGAACGGUUGCUGCUAUUGUCGUUGCGGCUGCUGCGGUGUAUCUUUGCAGUAGGACGCGAUCGUAAAUCGAUGAAGACUGGUGCCCGAUGACGAACGAGGUUAGACUAUUGAUUAUUA
Molecule: messenger RNA, 971 nt
Organism: Hibiscus syriacus
Lineage: Eukaryota; Viridiplantae; Streptophyta; Magnoliopsida; Malvales; Malvaceae
Product: peroxisomal and mitochondrial division factor 2-like
Exons: 2
Coding region: 41-919 (292 amino acids)
Source: RefSeq, a predicted model, not a curated record